This is a messenger RNA of Lodderomyces jiufengensis, 912 nucleotides long. RefSeq lists its product as uncharacterized. Bases 1 to 912 code for a protein of 303 amino acids. Lineage: Eukaryota; Fungi; Ascomycota; Pichiomycetes; Serinales; Debaryomycetaceae. The record is from RefSeq and is a predicted model, not a curated record. The transcript has a single exon.
AUGAUAAAACUCAGAAUCUCGUCUCGACCUUUUAGGUUAAUGAAAUCACAAACAAUCACUAGACAAUAUGCAACAAGAUUAGCUGAAGAUUCACCAUUUGAUCAUUUACCAAAAUAUAAAAACCCCAGAUGGAUAAAUUGGAGAACAACUACAUUAUUUUUCUUAUUAGGUGGUUACUUGUCAUAUAAUGAGACACUUUUCAAUAUUUAUGAAUCAAUGACAUCAAUUGACUAUGACGACUCUGUAGCUAAAAAUAAUACAAUUCCAAUUUUGAAAUUAGAAUAUAAGUUAAAGAAUUUACCAAUUUAUCAAAAACUAGCUCACCCUAAGAACAACCAUCAAUGGUAUAAAUUAUCAAGUUGGGAAAACCUUGAUAGAAAUGUUUUGGAUAAUCAAGAAUUUAAAAGUGGAACAUCCACUAGUAUAAAACAUCAAGAUGAAUACAAAGAACCAACAUUAACCAAUCAAACAUUAAAUAAACCAGGUGGUAUUUUAAUUAAACCAGUUACAUUUCACAACAUAGACACAGAUGAAGGAGUUUCAAUAAUCCAUGCAGGUUAUAGGUUAUGUGGAUACCCUUUCAUAGUUCACGGAGGUAUAAUAGCCACUUUACUCAAUGAAACUUUCAAGAGAAAUGCAUCCUUAAAUCAAUUAACUACUUCAAAUUUAAAAGAUGAUUUUAAAGUUGAAAAUUUAACUAUAAAUUAUAAACGUCCAACUUUUGCAAACCAAUUUUUAAUCAUAAAGACAAAGACUAAAGAAUCACCUAAAAAUGAUAAAAAGACUAUUGUAUUGGAGAGCGUUAUUGAAAAUUCUGAUGGGAAAGUUUUGGUUAAAAGUACUGCUGAAUUACAUGAUACUGGUAGAGCUUCUAAUAAAUCAGUCAAUAAAGUCAAUAAAAGUUGGUGGUAA